GAAAGCUGGAGAAGUCCCUCGCUAACCUGGAGCCUGCGUGGUGCCCCUUUGAGCCACUGGAGGAGGUUAGCAGCUCUAGCUACGAGAACCACGAGGCAGAGACCCAGGCAGAGCCUCGAGGAGGCUGAGCUGUCAGCUCCUGUCCAUUUGCAAGGCCACACUUCUCCUGCCGCACCAGUGCGACCCAGUGGCCAACAAGUUUCGCUUCUUACAGAGCAUUUCCCAGUUUCCCAAGCGCCUUCACAAAUCAUGCUGCCUGACUGACAUCCGUUGUUGGAUUAUCAGCUGCUGGAGGAAAGGGUCUCAGAGAUCAUCCUCUUGGGUCCCGCUGUGUGACUCUGGCUAAGUUACUUGCCCUCUCUGGGUGUCACUGCUGCAGCUGAGAGCCUGGACUCUGGAGAGGGGCUGGUGGCGAGUGGAUUUUCCAGGCUUCAACAAGCUCUGGAACCCUCGGACGUUCUAAUGGAGAACCAUUCACUGGGCUCCAGGGAAACAAACUCAGAUGUAUUAUAAUCUUUCCUUCAACCCAGCUUGUAAGCCCUAAAUGCUUUCCAGAAGCCUCAUAGCACUUCUCUGAGCUCCUUGCCAAGCCCUGUUUUGAGACAAGGAAGUUAGGGGGAGUUUCUGAGUCCCAUACAGCUCUAUUUUUGUCUGGAAUGUGCCUUCCUGCUCACCCGCCACCGGUGCCUUGUGAGCAGAGGCAGAGUGUGUGGUCAGCGGGGCCCAAGCAGUGAAUAGCAGCCGACGGAGAAACGAUCUGUUACAUGUGUGGGGAGUCGGGCAGAGGCGCAGACCAGCCGGCCCAGCGUCUUUGCCAGGGGGCUCUAGUCAUCGAAUCCGGGCCAAAACCUCUCCAUAGGACCCGAAGGACAAGACGCUGGCCUGUGAUCCCUCCUGGCAUGGCAGGUGGGAGCCCCGGGAGCUCCUCAGCUGGGCCUGGCUUGGGGAGGGGGUGCUCAGUCUCCCCCGCUGGCUUCCCGAAUGGAGGUGAACCCUUCCACAUCCGCAUGCGAGGUCAGCAUGGGGUGUUUAGGCUGGGCUUGACCUUGAAUUACAGCAGGAAAGAGCAAAGACGAGCUCGUCUUUCCUCCGGGACAGCCUGUUCUCAGACCCGCGAAGGUCUGUGUUCCGGCCACUCCUCUCCAUCUCUAAACAAAGGCGUCUUCACAGGCCUCAGCCCUGAUCACUGAAGUUCACAAGAGGUUAGUGGGGCUUGGGGCUUGCCUUACCCCUGACCCCAGGCAGGGUCUAGCAUGACCAGUGACAUUUACUGUGGAGGGAGCACCCAAACAAGAAAGGUUGGACACACCUCUAGCACAAAAAUGAGGGCCUAGGAAGUGCAUAUGCGUGCGUGUGUUGGCACGUGCAUAAGCGUGCAUGAACGUGAGUGCGUGUGUGUGAUGUACACGGACACAGGCCUUAUCUCUGUGGGCCACGAGCCCCGUGCAGAGACCAAGGUGGGCUUUCUCAGACUAGCUGCUGCCCAAAUCCCAGUUUCAGGCUAGACGCAAGGAGGGGGAAGUCACAGGGGGUGUCUGCAGCCAUCACCAUCAUCCCCAAAGCAAAAGCCUGAUGCCUCUAGGACUGGACAUUUAAGAAAAUACUGUAGCCAGGUGGUUACGUAGGCCACACGCCCCACAGCAGAAGUGGGGUGGCCAUGUACAGCCCUCGCUGACUCCCCAAGUGUGUCUCGGUGACAAGUGCCGCAUGGACGCCAACAGUGUCCAGGGCACGUUGGUCGCGUCAGGAAGCCUGGAGGCACCUGGAGGGAGUCCCAAUGACCUGCGCGGGAGGCCACGCAAGCCUGCGCACGCCUGUUGCCAACUUGGGGAACCCUAACUUGCAGGUGGCUCGUUCGGCGAAAAGGAGCAGAAGGAAAGACUGGGAUGAGCCGCUCUCGGGAGGGACGCGGUGGAGAGCAGAAGGGCUCUGGCAACGAUCCCAUUGCUGGUCAUAAUGACAAGCCUUCCAGAGACCUUCAUGGUGUGCCCAGCUGGCCUUGGCACUCUAGACAGUGAAUCAUUUAAUCUGCGGAAAGGUGCAGAAAGGGCGAGCCACUGGCCCAGCUCGCCGAGCUCGUAGGAGAUGGGAGAAGGCAGGGCCUGAACCGGGGGUCUGGCUCCCUUCUGCUCGCAAAGUGCCCAUCAGACUAUUUCCUGAUUAAUUCAACAAAGAGGUACCGAAUGCUUCUUUGUCCAAGGCACUCACUUAAGGAGAGAAGCCAAGACCUAUAUCCAUGGUCAGAGUUCAGUAAAGGACACCUGCUUACCCUGUUCCCUACACUUAAAGCCCUUCUUUCCAACGUGUUGGCCACUCCCCAUUUCUGAAGGCCUCUUCUGACCAAGGGUAGGAGAGCCCUGUGCCAUCUCUACAGACCCCUCUCCAGUCUGGGUCUUUGCAGAAUGAGGAACACAAGGCUUGUGCUACUUCGCAGACCCCUGGGUGCCCCUUUGGGACAGGACCCAGUUUUAUUCCUCUCCAGACCCCCGGAGCCACACCCAGGGCCGAGCGGGCCACCACUAUGCACUAAACGCCCUUGAGUGGAGGUUCAGGAUGCUACUGAAAUGGGUCGUUGUCACAGCUUCCCUGCUCGAGGCCACAGCACAGCGCCCAGCGUGGCCCCCAGGAGCAAAGAGGAGAGAGCCAAGCGCACAUCUGCCCGUUAACUUUCGCUUCCCCUUGGUUUGCCAGGAGAGACCGGCAGAGGCCAGGGCCAACGUGGAUGACUCAGCGCCCCCCUCCGUGGCCCAGCUGGCUGGGCGGUUCAGGGAGCAGGCAGCCGCUGCAAAGGAGACACCAGCCUGUAAACCAACGAGAAGGAAACCGCCCUGCUCCCUUCCCCUGUUCCCCCCCAAGGUAGAGCUGGGCCAGAACGGUGAGGAGAAAUCACCGCCCAGUGCAAGCCACCCUCCUAAAAUCAAGGUGAAGAGCUCGCCUCUGAUCGAGAAGCUUCAGGCCAAUUUAGCUUUCGAUCCCGCAGCUCUGCUGCCUGGGGCCUCGCCCAAGAGUCCUGGACUUAAGGCCGUGGUGUCACCGUUCCAGAGCCCACCCUCCACUCCCAGCAGCCCUGGCGUGCGGUCUCAGGCCGGGGAGCCCGAGGAUGUGCCUGUGAGCUUUGACCAGCCUCCUGAAGGGAGCCGUCUGCCCUGUUACAACAAGGUGCGGACGAAGGGCUCCAUAAAAAGGCGUCCUCCCUCCAGGCGAUUCCGGAGGUCCCAGUCAGACUGUGGGGACCUGGCAGACCUCAGGGCCCCCGAGUCAUCCCAGGAGAAUGGUGCCAAGGAAGAGAAUGGGGAUGAGGUGUUCCCAUCCCACAGCGGGGCCCUGGGUUCUCCUUCUCCCGGCGAGGGGCCAGUGGGGGCCCAGGAGAAGCCUCCUCUGAGGAGGACGUCCAGCCGAGCGGAGAGGCAGGAGAAGGGCCAGGCCGUGGAUGAAGCACAGCAGCCCCAGAAGGCUGUGGGGGGCUCUGAAGAGGAGGCCAGCCCACGUCCAGCCACAGGGGAGGCUGUCCAGCCAGCCCAAGCCUCCAACCCGGAGGCCGAGAAUGGUCGCAGGAUCCCCACAGAAGGAAAAGAAGAGACAGAAAAGAGGGAGGCAAAGGAGGAGACGGCAGCAAAGGAAGACGAUGAGCCCAGCCAGAGGAGCCAAGACACAGCGGGGUCGGCAGAGAGAGCUGUGGGGGAGGCCCCAGCAGGCCCCCCUGAAGGGGCGGAGGUUCCCCACAUCCUGGAGCAGGGCAAAGGCAAGGAAAGGGACGAGGAAGGGGCUGCUCUGGAGCCAGGCUGCCGCCCCAGCGAGGAGGCCCCCGAGACAGAGGAGAACACCCCUGUCCAGGACAGUAAGAUGUGAGGAGGUCACCGUGCCUUGUGAUGAGGCUGCCGGAGACGCCUCUUUCAAAGGAGCAACAAGAGUAGCAGCCAAUGAAGCCGUCGCUGACGCAGAGCUCGUGGAGGGUCUGGAGCGGCCCGAGACAGAGACCUCACUGUUUCUGGGUCUCCACGCUGACACUCUCUUGCAGGCAGAGAUCAGUCAAAGGCCGGCAGCCUUGCAUCACCUUGAGUUCGUGUCACUGGAUGGACUUGGUUUAAGAAAAAAAAAACAAAAACUUACUUAGAACAGUUUACUGUGGGGACAGCUCCCAGGGAUCCUCGCCAACCUGUGGGGCCUGGCUCCCAGCCGCACCCACCUGUCCCUGCGGCUGAUCUCAGAACUGGAUUCUGACUUAGCUUCUCAGAUUUUGUUUUGUGCAAAGCAAUAGCCUUUUUAACGCUCUGAACUUUUUAUGAUUCUCAGAUGUGAGUAAAAACUGAUUUCAGGUGGGUGGAAACAAAAGGAAAGAGUGUUGCUGAAAUAUAAAUCCCGUUAGUUACAGAAGACCUCAGUUACGGAAAAGCUUAAAUUGUGGAGACCCCGAGACAACCUCUCAGCUUUGUCCACAUGUGAACCGGCCAACCAAUUUUUAAAACAUUGGCGUGGAAGAGGUACUUACUGCACCAUUUAAAAAUAUGUAUUAGGAACCUCUGCUGUCCGGGAGUUUUCCAGUCUGUGGUACCCGGGGAGGUGACAGGCUCAGCCCAUGCUCUUCCCUGGGGAGGAGGAGGUGGAGACGGGCAGAUCCGGAGAAGCAAAUGUGAGGUGUCACGGUUCUGCACGCGCUGCCUUUCCUCAUCCUGAGAGCAGAGUGGGGAGACCUUAACAACGGCCGCCCCCUGACGCAUCUGGGGGAGGAAAUGUGCUGUUCUGCACGACGUCCUUGAACCUGGAGUAGGUGCUUCCUGGGAGGUGCUGGCGCGUCUGUUUUGAAAGGUACAGGAUGAAGACACCUUCCUAGCUUCCCGGAAGCUGCUCUUGAAUCAAAGCCCAGGCCUCCUUUCCAGAUGGGAUUGGGGGGCCUGGGUUUUCAGCCUCUUCUCAACGGGUUGCUCUGGCUUUAAUGUUCCGUGUGGAGAGUGCAAGGGGCUUUGCAAGGAGCAGGGGCCAUUUCCUCUCCCCUCCUGAUGCAAAGCUGUUUAUCCAAAUACAUGGUUAAUCUUUGGGUUUGGUUCUCAUCCAGGGCGGAGGGUUUCAGCGUCUCGCUGCGCUAAUGCGGUAGACGGAGCAGCUGUUUCUCUGAAGGUCCGUCUGACAGCCUCCUACCCUGACUUCAGAAAACCGUGUCCCAGACAGAAAGGCCUCUGUCCCUGCCGGUACCUCAGCAUUCUCAGUACAGUACAGGUUCCCAGGACCGUUUUCCUAACUCCGGAUAGUGUUCAUACUUGGGAUAUAUAUUUUUUCAAAGUUUUUUUUUUUUCAAAAGUUUUUUUCAAACCUUUUAAAAUACAAGCAUUUUCUAGACCUUGUAACUUAGUUAAGCCCGAAAUUUUAAGUUUUAUGUUUUAACAGGAUUUUGGAGCUAGGUGUGUCUGUUAUUUUGAGGUCUACAUAAUCCAUAGCUAUCCCUCCCUCCCCCAUCCACCCAUCCAUCCGUCUGUACCUGUCCCUCUCCUAUCUGCCCAUCCAUCUAUAUCAACAGAGAUGUGUUACCCCCUAAACAAUACAUGAUUUUAUUUACAUA
This is a messenger RNA of Enhydra lutris kenyoni (northern sea otter), 5554 nucleotides long. RefSeq names its product RCSD domain containing 1. Gene Ontology annotation, biological process: skeletal muscle contraction; retrograde transport, endosome to Golgi; protein localization to endosome. The transcript is spliced from 6 exons. Lineage: Eukaryota; Metazoa; Chordata; Mammalia; Carnivora; Mustelidae. Bases 2554 to 3849 code for a protein of 431 amino acids. Gene Ontology annotation, cellular component: early endosome; WASH complex. Gene Ontology annotation, molecular function: phosphatidylinositol phosphate binding; retromer complex binding; actin filament binding. The record is from RefSeq and is a predicted model, not a curated record.